AUGCGGAAAUGUAUUUUACCAAUCAACGGAACCUACAGGUGGUCUGCUAACCAGUCACAUAAAGCAAUUAAAUGGUUAAUUUUAAAAGAGCGCGAAUACGGGUGGAAAACUAUACACGCAGGAUAUGGUAAAGAAUUCCGUUUACCAUCAGGUAUACCUGUUGACGGUUACUUUAAAAAUCUUAGAACGGGUCAAGAAAACGUGUUACAAUUCCAUGGUUGUUAUAGGCAUGGGUGUCCAAAAUGUUACAGAAUAAAUCGUGAUAAAAAACUUAAUGCCAGCGAUAACUUUGAGAGUAUGCAUACGAGGUACGAUAGUACAAUAGCAACAUCAGAAAAAAUCCGAGGCUUAGGUUAUAAUUUGAUAGAAGAAUGGGAGUGUGACUUUGACGUUUUUUUAGCGAGUGUACCUGAGACUGCUAUGGAACUGAGAGAGCAUCCACUUCUUAGUAUAGAGCCUUUGAAACCACGCGAUGCUUUUUUUGGUGGCCGUACAGAAAGUUUUGUGAGUUUGUACGACGUUAAAGAUAAUGAAAAAGUUAAAUAUGUCGACGUUUGCUCGCUCUACCCAUAUAUUUGCAAAACAGAGGGGCUUAUAAAAUGUACCGUUUUACCACCGCGAAAACUUUAUCACCCCGUACUGCCUUGCAAAAUCCAUAAUAGGCUUCUUUUUGCGCUGCGUCGAACUUUCGCUCAAGAAUUGAGACAAACCGGUUGUAAUCAUAAAACGAAGGAUAGAAAAUUUACAGGUACGUGGGUUGUAGACGAGGUCAAAAAAGCUGUUUCAAAAGGUUAUAUUGUUCUUAAGAUUUAUGAAAUAUGGCAGUAUGAUAUAAUGCAGUAUAAUAAAGACAAAGAGUGUGAUGAGUUAUUUACAGAAGAUAUCAAUAAUUUUUUAAAAAUUAAAACAGAGGCUAGCGGUUUUCCGAAAGAUUGUGUAACUGAGGAGGAUAAAAAUAAAUAUAUUGAAGAUUACGAGCGCGCUGGAGGAAUAUGUUUAGAUAAAGAUAGAAUUAAAUAUAAUUCGGGAUUACGUUCUGUAGCGAAGCUCAGUUUAAACUCUUUAUGGGGAAAAUUCGGGCAGCGUGAAAAUUUAAUGCAAACUGAAAUUGUUACAACUAGAAACCGCUUAAUGGAGUUAUUAACAGAUACUCAGAUAGAAAUCUGUGGGUUUUUGACUGUGAAUGAUAAAACUUUGUAUAUUAAUUUUAUAAAUGCUCGAGAGGCUAUAAAACCAUCCCGGACAACAAAUGUUGUUAUAGCAGCGUACACGACAGUGCAAGCCCGUCUUAAAUUAUAUUCUUAUCUAGAAAAUUUGGGCAAAAGGGUGUUAUAUUGCGAUACAGACUCCUGUAUUUAUGUUUCGGCAGACGGUCAAUAUGAACCACCGACUGGUAAAUUCUUAGGGGAUUUAACAGAUGAAUUAGAAAAGGAAGGGGUAGGUAGCUAUAUUACAUCUUUUGUAACAGGAGGGCCUAAAUUUUAUGCUUUUAUAAUACGUAGACCUGACGAUUCGACUGCGGAGGUUUGUAAAGUAAAAGCGACGUUGCAUCUCAGGUUACCCUAUGUGAACAUCAACGCAGUCCAAAUCCCACAACGUAGACUGUUUCGUCUACUGGGCUGCGUUGACGUUCCAGAAAUCUGUUAUCUCGAGGUAUUUCCGUUACGAGAUACCUCAAAUAACGAUUAA
Molecule: messenger RNA, 1689 nt
Organism: Cotesia glomerata
Lineage: Eukaryota; Metazoa; Arthropoda; Insecta; Hymenoptera; Braconidae
Exons: 4
Coding region: 1-1689 (562 amino acids)
Source: RefSeq, a predicted model, not a curated record